AUGUCUACCUUUUCGUACGCACAAGCCGCCAAGGGCGCAUCCGGGACACCGACUCCAUCUAAGACGCCAUCAGAGCCGGAGAAGAUCGACUCCAAACCGGAGGAAGUACCAACGGAGACCACAACGGAGACCGCGCCCGCUCCCGCUGAACCCGAGGCCCCUCAAACAUCUGAGAAGAUCGCCGUGGAGGAAACCAAGGAUGACGACUUCACCACCGUCACCAACAAGCACGCCGCUAAGAAGGCCGUUGCCUCCCGCACGUCAAGUCCAAGCGUUCGCACCACGUCCAAGUCCCGCAAGUCUAAGGAUGACGACUCUUCAAAUACCCCGAAUGGAACCACAGAGGCCACUUCUGAGAAGCAGGCUUCCACCGAGGGAAAGACCGAUGCUAUUGCUGAGAAGUCGAGCGAGAAGUCCGAGGAGGCUGCGAAGGAUGCCGCCCUUCCCAAGGAGUUGAAGGCUGCUCCUCUCCCAUCUAUCAACAUCUGGCAGCAGCGCAGAGAGGCGCAAGACGCCAAGGUCAAGACUACUCCUAAGUCUGCUACCGGCGGCAAGGCCAGCUCUACCAAGGGCGCUUCCACUGCCGAUGAGUCUCAGCAGGAUUCCAAGGCCUCGAAGAAGAAGAGCGCUGAAAGCGCACCAGAAGGCACCAAGGCUUCCAAGAAGACCGAGAGUGGCAAGGGACGCGAUGCUGGAUCGGUCCCCCCAGUUGAAGAUUCUACCGCAUGGCCCACUCCCCAGGUUGCUAUUGGCGAAGAGAAGAAGAAGGCCCAGGAGAAGACCGACAAGAGCCCCGUGAUCCGCCCCCAUGGAAAGGAGAAGUGGACCCCCGUUCCUUACGUCCCUACUGCUGUGUUCAACACUCCUCUGCCUUCUGCCGGCGGCGGCCGCGGAGGCCGACGUGCCACUCGUGGUGGCCGUGAUUCUGGCCGUGGAGCUAACGGCACCGGAGCUGCCGCCACUGACAAGGCUGCCUCUGGACAGGCUGCCCAGGGCAAGCAGGCCACCGCAGAGCGCGGAAGAAACGAGGCUACUGGACGUGCUGCCUCCCUCCCUGCCCAGUCGAGACGUUCCACGAGCACCGAGGCUGGUGCCACUGCUGAUGCUCGCAAGGCUUCUCAAGCCCCCGAGCGCAGCCGUGGAGCUCGCAACGGCGAGGACGCCACCAAGCAGGUCAAUGGAGAGAAUGCUCCCCGCGCCCAGCGCGAGGGCAAGGCUUUUGGAAAGAACCAGGAAGCUCGCAAUGGCAAGGGUGGAAACCUGGCCGUCGACUCGCAGGCUGCUGCCCGCACCAAUGACCGUCGCUUUGAUGCUGGCUCGAAGUCUGCUGAUCCCGCUGGCUUCACCGAGUUCAACCGUGGUGAAUUCCGUGGAGAGCGCGGAGGCCGUGGAGGCAACCGUGGCCGUGGUGGCUUCAACAACUUCAAUGGUCAAAGUGCUCAGUUCAAUAAUGGGGCUGUGUCCAACAACUUUGCUCCCUCCAAAUCCUUCGGUGGUUUCAAUGACCGUCAGCGGUCACAACAGCAUGGCCUUCCCAAUGGCUCUCAGCAGAACAACCGCAUGCCUUUGAGAUCGCCCUCGCUGCCUAACGGAAAUGUCUAUGGUGUCUACCCCUUCCCUACCGAUGUCAACACUAUGUACGGCUACCAGGCUGUGAACCCCGGCCCCAUGAGCGCUGUGCCCUACCAGCCAUACAUGGAGCCCUUCUCGCUCAUGUCUAUGCUGUCCAUGCAGCUGGAAUACUACUUCUCGGUGGACAACAUGUGCAAGGACAUGUUCCUUCGCAAGCAGAUGGACUCCCAGGGCUUCGUUCCCUUGAACGUCCUUGCCAGCUUCAAGCGUGUUAAGUCCUUGACCGAGGAUUUUGAACUUAUUCGUCAUGUUGCUCGCCAGCUCCGCAAUGUUGAGUACCAGACCGGUGAAGACAAUGUCGACCGUCUGCGUCCCAGAGACAAGUGGCAGCAGUGGGUUCUCCCUGUUGACCAGCGUGAACCUGCCGCUCAGCACACCACUCCCGCUGCCAAGAACGAUGAGAACACCCCUGUGAAAGCUAUCAACGGAUCUGCUCCUCAAUUCGUUCCCAACGGAGUUGCCAAUGUCGCUAAGACAUCACUUUCGUCUACCGCCCCCGAAUUCAUGCCUUCAUUGCCUCACACCGCAGUGAAUGAAAUUGCCAAUGUAGGAUACCCCAUGGACCCGUACCUGUCGCAAGAUGCGAACUCGACUUGGUCGAUUGUUUCGUCGUCUUCCCAAUUACCUUUGGAUCGUUCAUUUUCUGACAGUUAUUCAGCGCGCGGAUUAGAUUCGCAUGCCGAAUCCCCUUCCCCUCUUGACUUGAAGACGUUGGCGAACCCAGUGAAGUCUGAUACUGACCGCUUUCGACAUCAAGUCGGUGGUGCUACUCGUUCAAAAUACAAAGACUUGAGGAGAAGGAGAUACAACCAGUCAAAGAGAAUGGGCCGUCCGUCCACAGAAACGUCCAAUUAUGCCCCGCAACUUUCUACCUUGCCAAGCGAUGAACCUUUUGGCGAGCAAGGCCGAUCAGUUACCCGAGAAAAUACCCCUGUUGCCACCCUGCCUUACUCUGACUGGUCUCGGAGCUUGAAAAGCAAUUUCGAAUUGAACCUGUACAAUGAAUUUAGGCGUUCAGCCCUUGAUGAUCUUUUUACACGACACGUUGACAAUGGGUUCAAGGCUCUCAUGGAUUUCUAUCGGAAGGCUCUGUUUGCCCGCCGUAUCCAUUCCACUGUGAUGUUUGACAUGAUCAAUCUUUCGAAGGAUACAUCUCACGGUUGUUCAACCAUCGCUUAUGAUAUGAUUCAUGACGCCAUUGCCAGUGGGGACAUGUUGCUGAAAAACCAGAAAACUGUCAACAAACAUUUCAAUACCCUGCACGGCAACCUGCCCCGAGAAAAGUUACAACGUUGA
Penicillium antarcticum is the source of this 2928-nucleotide messenger RNA. Its product is annotated as La domain family. Gene Ontology annotation, cellular component: cytoplasmic stress granule; cytosol. NCBI's taxonomy places the organism in Eukaryota, Fungi, Ascomycota, Eurotiomycetes, Eurotiales, Aspergillaceae. The record is from RefSeq and is a predicted model, not a curated record. Gene Ontology annotation, biological process: positive regulation of translation. The transcript has 3 exons. Gene Ontology annotation, molecular function: RNA binding. Bases 1 to 2928 code for a protein of 975 amino acids.